AUGUCUUCUUUCUCAGCAUCAUCGGUAUCCAAACGAGGAUCAAUUGUGCCGCCACUGGCAGAGGACCCCGCGUUUGUAGACUCUUGCGACGUGCUCAUCUGUGGCACGGGCAUCGUCGAGUCAAUUCUUGCGGCCGCCCUCGCAUGGCAGGGCUCCAACGUGGCUCAUCUGGACCGCAACUCCAUCUACGGUGACUCGUCGGCAGUACUCAAUCUCGAUGAGCUCCCUAGAUGGGUGGACGAGGUCAAUUACGAGUCCGCCGUCUUCUCCAACGCCAAGUUGUACCAGCCCCGACCCCUGGACUCCAAAAAGUACUUUGUGGACCUGACCCCACGGGUGCUGUUUGCCAAGUCGGACAUGCUGCAACUGCUGCUCAAGAGCCGGGUCUACAAGUAUCUGGAGUUCCGGUCACUCACCAACUUCCACACGUACGAAAACGACAGCUUCGAAAAGGUGCCGGCGUCCAAACAGGACAUCUUCACGUCCCAGCAAAUGUCGCCCGUCGUUAAGCGUCAGCUCAUGAAGUUCAUCAAGUUCACCGUCGAGUGGGAACGUCUCUACAACGUCUGGGGACCCUACCGAGACAAGCCCGUUGUCGAGUUCAUGACCAAGGAGUUCCAGCUGGAACAGACCCAAAUCGAUGAGCUGGUCCAGUCCAUUGGCCUGUGUUCUUCCAACGAUGUCGCCACCCCCGUCGCCCUCCACCGUAUCAAGCGGUACCUGGUCUCCCUCGAGACCUACGGCGCGUUUCCCGUGGUUUACUCCAUGUACGGAUCUGCCUCCGAGCUGUCGCAGGGAUUCUGUCGAUCAGCCGCUGUCGGCGGAGCCGUAUACAAGCUCAACGCAACCCUCACCGGGCUCGACGUGGACUCCAAGACGGCUAUCUUCAACGAUGGCUCCAAGGUGCGAUGGUCCGAGAAGCUGGUGGUGUCCGAGGCCCAGAUCACCGAGCAGGUGCGCUCCAAGAUCCCUUCGUCCAACCCUGAGUACCAGAUCAACCAUCUUACGGUAAUUGUCAACAUGGACUGCAAGGAGUGGUUCGCCGAGGGCGAGGACGCGGCCAUCAUCGUGUUCCCCGUGGGCUCUCUGUCGUCCGGCAACACUAAGACUGUGCAGGCCAUCUGCUACGGUGCCGAGUCUGGCCAGGUUCCUCCUGGUCAAUGUAUCUGGUACCUCUCCACUGUCCAGGGAGGAGCCACAGGCCAGCGGGACCUAGAGGAGGCACUGUCCAAGAUGGAGGCAUCGAUUCUGCGGGAGUCGACCGAGGACUUUGAGUUCCAGGUGGACCAGUCGGAUGUUAUUUUCACGCCGUCCGGCGACCCCGUGCUAUCGUCCGUGAAGCUCGGCAAGUCCAUGAAGGAUUUUGUACCCGAGAAGAAGCUGACGUAUCUGAUCAAGCUGUCGUACAACCAGAAGACGUCGAUUCCGCCGCUGGAGGAGAGCAUCAAGGAUGUUGCUAAGAACGAUGGAGACGAGAGUCCUGUGAUUGUGACCUCAGGUGCACCAACGGAAAUCACCUAUGACGGCAUUGUGGAGCAGGUCAAGAAGAUCUACGCGCAGAUCGUGGGUUCAGACGACGACUUUUUUGACGUUGACUUUGAAGACGACGAGGAGGACGAGCUGACGGGAAUGGCCAAGCAGAAUAAGAAGCAGGAGGACGACGAUCACGUGCCCGACUUUGGCGAUGACAUGGAGCUGUAA
Molecule: messenger RNA, 1701 nt
Organism: Yarrowia lipolytica CLIB122
Lineage: Eukaryota; Fungi; Ascomycota; Dipodascomycetes; Dipodascales
Biological process (GO): protein geranylgeranylation; small GTPase-mediated signal transduction; vesicle-mediated transport
Cellular component (GO): cytosol; nucleus; cytoplasm
Molecular function (GO): GDP-dissociation inhibitor activity
Source: RefSeq, a predicted model, not a curated record